UUCAGUUGGAGUAUACCUCAUGCUUAAUUCUUGACUUUUCCAGAUUUUGUUGUCACAUUUUCAUAAACCGUUUUUUAUAUCCUCCUAGGCUGUUGAUCUCAUAGGCUUUAUCAGAUUUAGGGGAUAAAUGGCCACAAACCAAAAAACUCCUUUCGACAAAAUGUCUGUUGCUAAGCUGGAGCAUACUUUGGCUGGAACGAAGAAGCUUCUUGCUGAUCGACGCAUUCUUGAAGGUCUACCGGACGAUGGAUUUCAGCUGCGCAAGAAUGUUGCAGCCAUUGAAUCUCUUCUUAAUAAGCAUCGGAUGGAAAAUUCAUCUGCUAAAGCUAAAUCUUCGAAAUCCCUGCUGGAUUCUUCGCGAAUGGAUGCCAGCGGCGGUAUGGAAACUCUAUCUGCCAAGUCUCUUCGGCAGACCGCUGCCCAUUUUCGAGUUCUCGCAUCGCCAAAAGAGAAAUCCCUGGUGCCAGGUGAAAACGAUCUGAACGAUGUGGACAGUGUGACGGAAGCGUUUUCCCGUCUUCAUCCGGAUUUUUCGCAGUCUGUAACGGAGGAUCAUGCCAGGGAGAACAAUCAAGCGCCGAAAUCCUUACCCAUUCCGCACGCAUCGUCUUCCAUCCAUGGAAAUAGUUUGGCCCGUCCAAAGGUUUCGCUGGUGCCAUGUGACGAUGGAUCUGACAUCACAGUAGUAAAAAAUCCAGCGGAUAAUGCGCAGAAGGAUGACAGUCGCGAUAUCGUUACAAGCCGCGCUAAACCUGCAUCGUUUAGGAGUACCCCGAAGAAUCUCAAAGGAAGCACCGUUGGGGAAGGACAGCCAAAAACUCCAAGCACGGCCGCCAAGUCGAAAAUUGCCCUUCUUUCCAUGGAAGAAGUUAUGGUUUUGGUUGAAAGAGACCGUAAAGCGCAACAGGAACUUCUUGCUCGCGUGCAAGCCGCGAAUCCCCAUUUACGUCAUGGUGCGGAAUCCGAGCGUUUAAUGCAGUCUCGGGCGGUGCAGUUCCUUCAGUAUCGUGAUCAAGAGGAUGAUAAAUUAAGCGAUGACGAGCAAGAGGAAAUGGAUAACGAAAGUGAUGAUAUUCUAACAGAUGAAGAAGAGGAGGAAUAACGUUUGGGAUCGCUCUUUCCUAGCAUAAGGGAGUGUGAUCGUGUGUUGCGGGUCAUUUAAUGGAUUUGUUGAUUGUGUGGUGUUUCGAAAGUUUUGUGUUACAUACACUGAUGAUUAAGCCAUUGAAUUGAUCAGUAACAUACCACCACAAUAUACAGCAUAUUUGGUUUCGGCUUUUUUCAAACUGUAGCAGUAACUGGUUUCAGAAUUGUAUGCAUUAAAAGCUGACGAAACUAAACGGAUAACAAAGUGUGCAU
This is a messenger RNA of Paramacrobiotus metropolitanus, 1359 nucleotides long. RefSeq lists its product as uncharacterized. Bases 128 to 1102 code for a protein of 324 amino acids. The record is from RefSeq and is a predicted model, not a curated record. The transcript is spliced from 7 exons. NCBI's taxonomy places the organism in Eukaryota, Metazoa, Tardigrada, Eutardigrada, Parachela, Macrobiotidae.